UUAUCGAUAUUAUCAACGGCAACAUAAAUUACAACACUUCGUCCAAGUGUUAUACUCGGUCUUUCUUGCUCACUUUGUUCCAGUACAACAACGCAGAUCCUAAUUAGUCGAUAUUAAAGCUCUUCUGACUCCUUAUGAGCCUGUGCACCCUCUUAGAUCGGCUGAGCGUGGCCUGCUGGUAGUUCCCAGAGCCUGACUGGUGACUAAGAACUAAGAAGUAUCUGCUUUUGCAGUCCGGACCCCCAAACCCUGGAAUGACCUUCCGGCAGAAAUUAGGAUUUUGGAGAAAAAAAGAACCCGAAGGUCCUCCACUUCUCAGCAAACCAUGGAGGGAAAUAAACUGGAGAAACAAACAGAGUGAUCUGCAGUAUGUGAAGGACUACAAACCUAAAACUGAUGGCCAGCAGCUCAGGAUUCUCCUUCAUGGUCCGGUUGGAGCUGGAAAAUCCAGUUUCAUCAACUCUGUCCAAAGUGUCUUACAAGGCAGAAUGUACACUCAGGCUUUGGUGGACAACACCUCUCACGACUGUUUCACCAAAAGGUACACAACCUACAACAUCCAAAAAGGCCCAGAGACUGUUUUCCCUUUUGUCUUCAAUGACAUCAUGGGCCUGAGUCCAACCGGUGUCCAAGUGAACGAUGUCAAACUGGCUAUGAUGGGAAAAGUGAAGGAUGGUUACGGGUUCAAUCGUGAUUCUAGGAUGUCAGAGGGGGACCCAUUCUACAACAACCAUCCAACUGACAACGACAAAGUGCAUGUUUUGGUUUGUGUCAUUGAUGCCAACACGGUAACUUGCAUGCACAAAGAAAUUGAAGAAAAGAUUCGCCAAAUCAGGAUUGAAGCCACUCACCUGGGUAUUCCUCAAGUGGCCAUUCUCACCAAGAUUGAUGAGGUCUGUCCUGAAAUCAAAGAAGAUUUACAGAAUGUCUACAAGGUCAAUUACCUGAAGGAAAAGAUGGAGCAGUUCAGUGUAAAUGUGGGAAUCCCCAUGAACUGCAUCUUCCCUGUGAAGAACUACCAUGAAGAAAUCAACCUCAACAGUGACGUUGACUCACUGAUCCUGAGCGCCCUGAAACACAUCAUCAACUUCGGAGACGACUGCAUCAACUUCCAUAAGAGUCAGAGUCAUGCUAUGUCAUGUCAAAAUAACAAUAUGUGACAUUAACCAGCUGGAUUUCUAACAAUCUAUGAUUUAUUACUUUUUGCUUACUGCACCACGUUUGUAUGUGUUUUACUUUAAAGGCCCUAAAAACUUGCCUUAAAAUCUUCAGUCUGUCUCAGUAACAUGAAAUAUUCAUCACUAAAUACGCAGUAAUAAAGUAAAAAACAAAUAUAUUUGGGUAUUAUAGGAGUUCAACACUCAACCGCUCUGUUAAUCUGCUUCUUGAUGAAUGUGUAGGUUUGGUUUAAUCUGAUUAAAUUACAUAUAACAUGAAAUAUGUAAAAAAAAAAAUCAAAUCAGUGAGGAGAGCACAAACAAAAGGUUUCUCACGUAAAUUAACUGAAAUUGUUCUAACUUUGUAUAUUAUGUGUUUAUGUAAGAAUUCAUCACUUAUAAUUUGAAAAAAUAAGUUUUCAGGACCUUUCAUUUGUUGUAUCUUCAAUAAUCUAACAGAGCGAGUAGUGUCUCCACCUUUAUAACUAGUUUUGUUCAUCGUGUUUAUAAUUAACUUCAUUUUGAAACCCACAUAACUUUAUAUUAUUUAUACAGAUCUCAAACAUACCAAAUAGUUCAGGCUGCAUCUAUAAAACCAAGUCUUGUGUUAUAAUAUUUCACUCAAUGUAACCAACAUGUAGCUUCAAUAACCAGCUAAAAUACAAUAAAUCUGCUUUUUCAACCUUCAA
Molecule: messenger RNA, 1846 nt
Organism: Perca flavescens (yellow perch)
Lineage: Eukaryota; Metazoa; Chordata; Actinopteri; Perciformes; Percidae
Product: interferon-induced protein 44
Exons: 9
Coding region: 255-1160 (301 amino acids)
Biological process (GO): immune response
Source: RefSeq, a predicted model, not a curated record